CCAAAACAGUUGAGCGCCGGUCGAAGAAGCGAACACAACGCGGUUGCGCAUGCGCGUGGAUCAUGUACGGAUCGGACGUGUUUGAAAUUCACAAUUCAAAUAUUGGCUAAAAGAGCGUUCUAUAACCAUAAAAGUGUUCUGUGACAAGUGACCGACACGGCCUAAACAAAUUCAAAUUUAUAACCAACACCAAAAAAAAACAAGCAUGCGUGAACGCAGUCAAACGACCCCAAGAAGGCGACGAGCCGGUCCAAAACAGGCCUUACCUGGCAGCUCCGCGGAGGGAGUGGGCGCCCUGGAAUCCCCCUAUUACACGAUUGACAACACGGAGGACAUAUAUGGCACCACGCUGCUGCCCUCGCAGCGCUGCUAUGUGGAUCCCUGGGAUCUGGAGAACUAUGAUUAUGUCCGCAAGAAGAUCGAUGAUGUCACCGGUGGAGGUGGUGGUGGUGAUGGUGAGGCAAUUGAACCUGCCUACGGAGGCGGUGGAAACUCGCUGUCUCCAAGUCCCACAUACGGAUACGGAGUGGGUGCAUGUGCGGGUGUGGGUGUGGGCAUGUCGGCCACAAUGCCACGCCCCCACACCCAAAGUCGCCGGGUGUCGCGUGCCCAGUGCCAACUGGAGUGCUGUGUGCCCCAAAGGACUCGUCGCCGGAGCCGCAGCGCUCGCAAGGAGCCACUCUAUACGGCCAGGAGCGACAUCUACGGAGUGCCCAGCCGCUACGAGGACUACAUGGCCACCAUGACCAGGCAGUUGCAGCUGGACAACGGCGAGGAUGAGGAGCCGGAGGAUCUUUACGGCGAGGAGCAGCGGCAACUGUACAAUGGCUUUGGAGGCUUCUCCAGCACCAGUUCCACGGAGCAUCCCUCCUCCAUUGGCGAUGAGCAGCCCGUUCUCCAGCGACGUGCGGCCACGAUGCAGCGCCGCUCGGUGCCCAGCGAGAUGCAGCGGAGCACCAACAUGGCCGGCGGCUAUGGAACUGCCCCCCAUCCGCGGCGCAAGCGGAGCGGUAAGGCGGCGCCCAUGGCCACUCCGCCGCAGAUCGAUUUUCCCGCACCGCCGCCACUUUCGCCCGCCUACGACUACUGCAAUCCCUAUGCUACACUGCCGUACUGCAGCAUACCGGAUUGCAGCGAAUGCCAGCAGCAGAUCUACGCCGCACCCUCCGCCCUCUACGGAACCAUGGGCGGCGUGGUGGGUGGUGAUGGCAGUCGGGUUAGGGGCUCAUCGCCCCAUCAUUCCAGCGGUGGCGACUCGUCGCUCUACUCGGGAAUUUACGCCCGUAAAUUCGGACUGAGCAAGAAGGGUCUGCUGCAGAUCGACUACUCAUGCAGUUGGAACGAUCUGGACAGGGUGAUGCAGCGCCAUUACUGAGAUCCAUGGGUCCGCAUCCACGUGGGCCUGGGAUUUGGGUGUUUGGGUUAGGCUUACUACCAUCACGUUUGCACCAAUCGCGAACAGAAACCUUAUUGUCAUUUAAGUCAUUUUGCAUUACAGAUACACACAAACGCACACACACACACUGAAGACCAAAUAACUGAAACAUGUUUGUCGUAGAUAUAUAGUGUUUUCAUAUUCAUAUUUACCGAAUAAACAUUUUGAAGUCAAGCAUUAA
Molecule: messenger RNA, 1616 nt
Organism: Drosophila sechellia
Lineage: Eukaryota; Metazoa; Arthropoda; Insecta; Diptera; Drosophilidae
Exons: 3
Coding region: 206-1375 (389 amino acids)
Source: RefSeq, a predicted model, not a curated record